AGAGCUCCACAGCACUAGUAGUCUGAAAAUAAGGGGCGCCUGGUAUAAUUGCCUGCUAGCGUUGCCAGCUAUUAGCAUUCCCUGCCAGGCAGCACUUCCUACAGGUAUCGCGUUGCCUUGCUAGCAUUCCCUGCGACGCAAGCCCUUUCCAUCGUGCUUUUCGGCGGGCCUCCCUAGUGGGUGCCGCUGUUGCCUCCGGCCUCGCAAAAGAACGUACUUCAACGAGUGCGAACUCGCAGAGCUGAGAGAACUCCUUCUAAAGAGAGAAAAGGUAGACUUAUUUAUUUAUUUUUUUAAAUCUUAAAAGGGAUAGAAAAAAGCCUCUUUUGAAGGCACGGUGACGGCCCGAGCGGAGCGAUGUGACUACAAUCCAACAGCAACUCCGAGUUGAGAAAGUACUAGCUUUACACUGCCGCCGCGACGCUGCCGCAGGGAUCCAUUCAGAGGGAGCUCAACGCGACUGUGGUCUGACGGUGACCUCAUACAGUCUGCUGCCAGAGCAGAUAUGGCCGCGGCACGCUCCGCCGCCGCAGUGAUGUUCUUCGGGUGGGAUAGACGUCCCAACAACGCGCCGUUCGAGGCAUCAGCUCGCUCUGCCAUGGCCACUGGCACUGUCACCGUGUCAGCCAUUGGCAGUCGACUGCAGCCGCCGUGCAUCCUUCACGGAGGGACCGCACCCAGCAUUGGCUGCGGCGGCGGACUCGGCUCGAUCAGCAUCGGCGGCUCGCUCCGCCACCUUUACCGGAGCAGGAUCCCGGGAAAUGCAAGCAGUGUUGCUACUACUACCAUUAAUCCUAAACGCCGACUGCGCGUUUCCGCAGACGCUCAAGCGGCGGCUAGUAGAGUGGCGAACCUAACGGAAGCAACGGAUGCGGCAGAGACUGCGAGUAGAAACGACGCUGACGCCGCCGCGACGGCAGACGCGGCGUCAGAGGCUCCCGAAAGUGUUCAUGCUAGUGCUGGUGCUAGUAGUAGUAGUAUUCUGGUGGGGGGGCUGGGCGGGCGGACGUGGGAGGAGAAGGCGCAGCACGCGCGCACGCUGUUGGCGGGGCUGCUAGCGCUCUCCCGCCCGCACAACUUCCUGCCCUCCGUGCUGCUGGUCGUGCUCGGCGCGUUCCUCGCCUCAUCCAGCGCCGGAAUGAUCCCUGAUAUCACCACUGCCACUGCUACAGCUGCCGCCGCCACCAGCGCUGCUACAACCGCUGCUGCAGCCACUGCCGCUGCCGCCGCCGCGACACCCGCCCUCCCCGCCCUGCCUGCGCUUCCGCCGUGGCUCUCUCCGCGGGUGCUGCUGGUGGCGGCGCUAUCCGGAAGCAUCGCGCUGGCGUCCAUGAUCGCCAACGACGUGUUCGACUGGCAGAUCGGGUCGGACCGAGUCAACUCGCCCUCCAAGCCGCUCGUGUCGGGCGCCGUGCAUCCCCACGACGCGGAGCUAGCAGCGGGCUGCCUCUACUCGCUCAUAGUCCUCGCCGCAUGUCAGCUGGAGCCUGCGCCGCUGCGCAUGCUCGUGGCGGGGGCCGCAGUGGCCACGUACGUCUACACCCCGUUCCUCAAGAGAAUCACUCUCGUUAAGAACGUUGUGGUCGCGGGGAUUAUCGCAUCGUCGCUGCUUGCUGGCGCGCUGGCUGCUGGUGCCUCCCGCCCCGCCCUCUACCGCACGUCUGGCGCCUUCCUGUUCCUCUUCCAGGCGCUGGUGUACCGAGAGGUGCUCAUGGACGUGGCCGACGUCACUGGUGACGCCAGCGCUGGCGUGCCGACGCUGGCUGUGCGGCUGGGGAAGCAGCGGGCGGUGCUGGUGGCGUGUGGCAUGCUGGUCAUGGCUCAUGCUGCAGGGGCUUUCCUGGCAAGGCAUUCUCCAGCCCUCGUUGUCGUCGCAUCCAUCUGUCUGCUCCCACUCUACACACUCACUCUCCCAUUCCUCUCAAACCACCAGCUGUCGAAACACUCCGUGCAUUCCUCCUUUUCUCACAAGCAUCCACAUACAAGCAACACACCUGUGGAAACACGCUCACCUCUCAAUCCGAGAGAGCUCCGCAUUGAGCAGCCGCUAAUGUCCCCCAUAUCAACCGAGACAACCGGUUCGUCCGGUGUCGAAAUCCACGGAGGUGUUUUCAGUGCACAGGGUGAGAUGGAGGAGGUUGAGUUGAGGAAAGGGCUGGAAGAUGCCAAAGAACAAAAGCAGCUUAGUCAUGUGAUUGACAUAUCUAUGGUCUUCAUUGGUGCUGCUCUCCUUGCCUUUUCAGCUGCUACACUAGGGUUUGUGCCAAUUGUUGCUUGAUUGCCACAGUUCUUGUCAUGUAUAUAUUUAUUUUGUGCAAACCGACUAA
Molecule: messenger RNA, 2327 nt
Organism: Closterium sp. NIES-67
Lineage: Eukaryota; Viridiplantae; Streptophyta; Zygnematophyceae; Desmidiales; Closteriaceae
Source: the annotation of a GenBank genome assembly